Molecule: messenger RNA, 198 nt
Organism: Botrytis sinoallii
Lineage: Eukaryota; Fungi; Ascomycota; Leotiomycetes; Helotiales; Sclerotiniaceae
Exons: 2
Coding region: 1-198 (65 amino acids)
Source: RefSeq, a predicted model, not a curated record
AUGACUGAUGAGCAAGCAACGCUUGGAGAACUAUAUAAUGAUGUUUUCUCGGAAGUACCUCUGUCGAAUAAUGACGAGAUGCCGGAUACCCCAAAUUCGCCUUCCACAAAAAAUCCGCCGAAUGAAGAUUAUAAUUUAUGUCGAUACCGAGCAAGUGAAACGUUUAUACCUAUCCGUAUUGCACAAAGAGUUAUAUAA